AUGUUGCUCCACACACCUGCCCUCUCUCUCUUGGCGCUGUCCUACAUGGCAAAUGCCCAAAGGUGUAUUAUGUAUCUAACAGGUCAACAUAAUGUCGUUCCUGAGCCUUCGCUCGUGUCGGACGUAAAACAUGUCUCUCUCGCCUUCAUGCGUCCUUCGACAUUCACUGCACCCAAUGUCUCUGAAUGGCCGCUUUUCACCACAGUCGAGUCUGUCCGCCCCAAGUUUGCGAACGGCACUGCCAUCCUGGUCGCAAUUGGGGGAUGGGGUGAUACGCAGGGCUUCUCCGAGGCAGCAGCGACGGAGAGCAGCCGAAAGCUGUUUGCGCGAAACGUCAAAGCGAUGGUGGACCAUACUGGGGCAGAUGGCGUUGACAUAGACUGGGAAUACCCCGGUGGAAAUGGAGAGGAUUAUAAACAAGUCCCCAAUUCUGAGAAAGCCUGGGAAAUCGAAGCCUAUACCAAGUUACUCGCAGAAAUUCGGUCCGCACUCGGCCCUGACAAGUUGAUAUCGGCUGCUGUGCCAGGUCUUCGGCGGGAUAUGCUCGCCUUCACCAAAGAGACGAUCCCAGAAAUCAGUUCCUCGGUGGAUUUCUUCAAUAUCAUGACAUACGAUUUGAUGAAUCGGAGGGAGAAUGUCACGAAACAUCACACAGGCAUCCAGCUAUCAUUGGACGCGGUAAACGCGUACUUGGAGAACGGAGUUCCGCCAGAAAAUGCCAAUCUGGGGUUUGCAUUCUACGUGAAAUGGUUCAAAACCGACCCCGAAGGGGGAUGCGAUCAGAACCCAAUUGGAUGCAAAACGGUCUUGAUGGAAGAUCCAUCGACAGGCGCUGACCUGGGACAAUCAGGUUCUUUUUCCUGGCACGAUCCAGUUCCCUCGGAGCUUUCCACCUCUUUUGAGAGGGCCUUAUCUGGGGGAGAAUACGAUAGCGAAGGAGGCGGGCACUACUUCUGGGACUCGGAGGAGAAUAUUUUUUGGACUUGGGAUACACCGGAGGCCAUUCUAAAGAAGUUUCCGGCUAUCAUGGAGACAAAGAAUCUGGGCGGUGUGUUUGCAUGGGGACUGGGCGAGGAUGCUCCUGACUGGGCUCAUUUGAAAGCGCUGACGGCCGGUUUUCGCGAAUAUUCACAAAUAACUGGGGAUAAGCAAGUUGGGGCAUCCUCACAGCCCGCAAGUACGCGAGAAAAAGAUGAAUUAUGA
This is a messenger RNA of Rasamsonia emersonii CBS 393.64, 1203 nucleotides long. RefSeq lists its product as uncharacterized. NCBI's taxonomy places the organism in Eukaryota, Fungi, Ascomycota, Eurotiomycetes, Eurotiales, Trichocomaceae. Bases 1 to 1203 code for a protein of 400 amino acids. Gene Ontology annotation, molecular function: chitinase activity; chitin binding. Gene Ontology annotation, cellular component: extracellular region. The record is from RefSeq and is a predicted model, not a curated record. Gene Ontology annotation, biological process: carbohydrate metabolic process; chitin catabolic process. The transcript has 4 exons.